This is a messenger RNA of Lepidothrix coronata (blue-crowned manakin), 4292 nucleotides long. It is a transcript of the gene ST8SIA6, whose product is annotated as ST8 alpha-N-acetyl-neuraminide alpha-2,8-sialyltransferase 6. Lineage: Eukaryota; Metazoa; Chordata; Aves; Passeriformes; Pipridae. The coding region runs from base 9 to 1229 and encodes 406 amino acids. Gene Ontology annotation, molecular function: alpha-N-acetylneuraminate alpha-2,8-sialyltransferase activity. The transcript has 9 exons. Gene Ontology annotation, biological process: N-glycan processing; oligosaccharide metabolic process. The record is from RefSeq and is a predicted model, not a curated record.
AGCGCACCAUGCGGGCUGUCAUCGCCUUGGCCGCGGCGCUGGGCAGCCUGCUGCUGGGCGGCUGUCUCCUGCGCCUCGGCGGCCAGCAGCCCCUCCGCGCCAGGGGCUGGCAGGAGGAGGAGGCAGGAGUAGCUGCUGUCACGCCGAAAGUGGUGCGAGCCCUCAGAUCCCCACUGACGCCCCUUCCUCAGACCGAGAACAGGUACGGGCUGCCCGCCCGCAGAACAACUGCUAAUAAAAAUGGAAUUUACCAGUUUGAACAGGCUUCAAAAUGUAAGGCAAUUCAGGACAACAUUUUGUCAUCAUCUAUCAAGAAGAAAAGAUAUUCGGAAGAUUAUUAUCUUCACAUAGUUACAAAACUGCAGAACUGCACCUGGAUAAGGAGACCAGAAGAAUCUACAAAAUUCAGGUCAGAAUUAGCUUCCUGCUGUGAUGCAGUUCACAAUUUUAUUGCUUCUCAAAACAACAGCCCACUGGGAAGUAACAUGAGUUAUGAAGUGGACAGUAAAAAGACCAUCCUCAUUACAGAGGACAUUUUUAAGAUGCUGCCUGUGUCCUCACCUCUUUCAGUCUAUCCCUUCAAGACCUGUGCUGUGGUUGGAAAUGGAGGCAUUCUGAAAAAUUCCAGCUGUGGAGCUGAAAUAGAUAGUUCUGACUUUGUGUUCAGGUGUAACCUUCCUCCAACCACGGGAAGCAUUAGCAAAGAUGUUGGCAAUAAAACAAACCUGGUGACUGUUAAUCCAAGUAUCAUAGCUCAGAAAUACAACAAGCUAAACGAAAAGAAGACAGAAUUUCUGGAAAACAUUGCCGUCUAUGGAGAUGCUUUUCUUUUAUUGCCAGCAUUUUCCUUCAGAAGCAACACAGCCACUUCUUUUAAAGUAUAUCACACUCUGAAAGAGUUCAAAGCAACCCAAAGGGCAAUAUUUUUUCAUCCCGCUUAUCUGAAAAGUCUUGCCCAGUUCUGGAGAACUAAGGGUGUGAAAGCCUACCGGUUGUCAUCUGGUUUUAUGAUCACUAGUGCUGCUCUUGAGCUAUGUGAGAAUGUGAAGCUCUAUGGCUUCUGGCCUUUUUCAAAAUCCACAGAGAAGAUGCCAAUCAGCCACCACUAUUAUGACAACCAACUGCCUAAACCGGGCUUCCAUGCAAUGCCCAAAGAAUACAACCAGAUCCUUCAGCUUCAUGGCAAAGGCAUUUUGAAGUUGCAGUUUGGUAAAUGUGAAUCAGACUAAAAAGGCACCUGCUACUUAUGUGUAGAGAGCUGGCUGCUGCAAGAACCUGUAUCCAUGUUAUGAGCGUUAUGGAUGGUUGCCUACCGCAACAUCCUAGUUAUAGAUCAGAGACAAAUUUGUUCCCAGAAGAGCUCCUCCUAUGCCAUAAAUCACUCACGUGGACUGCCCCUGAGUGUUUGUAACUGGAAGCUGUGCAGUGAUGUAGUUGUCCUUUGGGUGAUGCAAACAGCCCAGGUUGAGAAAAAAUAUGCCAUAUUUCAUACAGAGAGACAAAGGCACACCUGUGUUCAGGUAAGGACUGUAGCUUAUUCCAGUGCAGUGGGAUGAUCUUGGCUGUGUAGCAGCUACAUGGUUUGUCUUGGGGAAAAUUCAUACAUCUUUUAGAGGUUCUUGCAUCUGUUGUAUCCAGAACAGUUUCAAGUGGUGGAUCAAGGGUUGGACUUGAUGAUCUCGGAGGUCCCUUCCAACCCAGCUGAUUCUAUGAUUCUAUGAUUCUAAGUGCUCCAUGUGUACGUAGAGAUAAUGCAAAGGGCAUCAUUUAUUGCUCAGGCUAAAUUCAAUUAAAUACUUGGCAUGAGUAAAGGGACAAAACUUGCUUGUGUGAAGUUGGAGAUAGGGAGAGGAGAAAGUGAAAUUUAUUUGCAGCAGAGACACUUGUUAGUUAGCACCAUAUUGCAUUAUCUCAGUGAAUAAAUCUAAAUAGUGUACCAUGACACACUAUGAAGAGCUGUUACUGUGUGCCUGGACUAUUUCUGUGCAGUUAUGUUAUUUAAAACACAUAUGUACUGGUAACUGGAAAGAUUAUUGGAAUACAUUUUAAGAGAAGUUUAGCCAAAAAGAAGAAACCUAUUCUAGCUUCCUUGAUGAGAAAAGAUCUUAACUGAAGAAAUGUGAUGUAGCACUCAAAUGAGAGCAAAUGGAAAGCUCUGUAGCAUGGACAGACACUUUGACUUUUUAGCACUGUUUCCACAGAAUUUAAACUUGCCGUUGACCUGAAGACCUGAUCUUUCAUGCUCUCAAAGCCCUCAGUGAUUUGUGUGGAGCAUAGGACUGAUAAGAAGUGCAUGGAGGAAUUGUUAGCCUUUCUUACCCUUUUCUACAGAAUGCUCUUAACUCCUUUUAGAAUAAAAAUAUGCCCUGUUGGGCUUUAGAUUAAGAACCUCAGGCCUUGCUCCAGACAUGAAGUUAUUAUGAGAUAUUAGUUGCAUCCACUUUUCUCUACAAGAGUGCAGACCUUGUACUCAGCUUUAUUAUAGCUACUGGUGCUGUGUGCUUGGUGGCUGGGUCAUGUUAAUUUGUGCACAGACUGGAAAGCUAAUAGUGGCAUUUCUGUGUGACAGGGUAGAGUUAGAUUGAUCAAGACUUGCUAAAGUACACUCACUGUGGGAAAUUAUGUUUUCCUGGGUAGCUGAAUAAAUUAUCUCUCAUUUAUUUUACAUCUGUGCCAGGUUAAUGUUGAAUAAAUGGAUUUUGUAUCUGGCUCAGAAUGUUUAUGACACUUUUGCAAGACUGAGCCAACUACAGUUUUGAUUAAGGAUUCUUGUCCAAAAGUUAGGAAGGACCUUUCAGUUCCCUCUAUUUCACAUGAGGAAUAUUCAUUUUUAGGGUUUGUGGGCCUCCACUGCUGUCACAUGCUGUGGAAUGAAUAUUGAGAUUAAAUGGUUUUCUAAAUAUAGAGACACUGACAACAUGCUAAUAGUUCCAUUGUACCUCUGCAGAGGCUGGCAGUGUCCUUGCACAUGACUGCAUCACAGCAUUAUUACAUUAAAGCCUGAUUGGCUGCUUUUAUUCCUUCUCCCCUUAAUCUCUAAUGUUGCAUCUUCCUUUAGGAUCCAGUGCUGCCUUGAAUUGGUUUCUUGUCUUUCCCCAUGGAGUACUAUUUAGUCCUGUUUAGUGUCUGUUAGGGAAUUUGUGUGAUUAUGAAUCAAAUGCUGCUAUGCUUGCAGCAUAGUAAAACAUACUUUAAGUGACUUGGUUUACACUUCAAGGAAGGCAACUUGGUGGGAUAUUCAUGUUGCCUAACUGGAGGUGCUAAAUUUGGUCUGUAGCUGCAUGGUGACUUAAACUGUAAUGCCUGGCUACACAGUCCAGUUCUCAUUCUUGUGCUGCACCCCUUCCUUUGUGCUGUCUCUGGCUCUUGCCUGAUCCUACACUCAGCUGUUGUGGCACACUGAGAUGGCAAAACCCUAACAUGGUAACAGAAAGAGAAAAUUUGUUCAUGCUAACAGAGCCAGAGGAAUUCAGACUCAAAAGAAAGGAAGAGAUGAGACCAUGCAGGUGGGAUCGUAGGAACACAACAGGGGCCAUUUGUUAUCUGACAGCUGUUGGGCAGGUCCAGUGGUUCCCUGAGAGCUUGGUCAAGUGCAGAAGUAAAAAUCUCUGGGGGCCUUCCUGGUCAGAAGGGAGAGAUGGGCUCUUGCAAGGGGGGAUCGCAGCAUGACAGCUGUUUUGGUGGGCAGGAGCCCGUCUCUCCCUGUGGUGCCAAAAGAUGAUGAAGGUACCUACACUAAGAACUCUAGGUGUCUACACUGCUUGAUUAUUGCUCCCCAUUCUCUCUUUACAAUUACAGUCAUUUUAACAAGCUGUUCACCACAAAAAGAUUCAGAAAUGAUAAGUAUAAAAAAUUCUCAGUUCACUGACGGUAAACUUAUAUAAACUUGCUUGUUAUUCAGCAUGCCUUUGCUAUCAAUCACUUCUAAUCCUAGCAUCUCAAACAGCAUCUGCAGAGAACAGAGCUGCAUGAGGUCUAGAGGGUUUGGGACCAGUUACUCUCACUUUGAUUCUCUUUCCUUUGUACAGUAGUGAGAUGACUGACCUUAGCACCAUGCUUGAAACAAGAUGAAAUUCUCUGUCCUGUGUGAUUUGAGAAAGGAAACUAAAUUAUCUAGGUGACCUAGAACCCUCUGUGGAUCCCAAAAUUAGUAGCAAAAUAUUCCUGCUGUUAUGUAUUAUUUGAUUUUGUUCAGCGCAAGUAUCUGGAUAAGUUAAUUGGUCUGGGUUAAUUGAUCAUGUACACCUUGAACCUGCACAGACUCUGUGAUGGAGCUACAGCCUGACAUAGCA